Gymnodraco acuticeps is the source of this 842-nucleotide messenger RNA. RefSeq names its product chromosome unknown C19orf53 homolog (gene cunh19orf53). The transcript has 3 exons. The coding region runs from base 79 to 381 and encodes 100 amino acids. Lineage: Eukaryota; Metazoa; Chordata; Actinopteri; Perciformes; Bathydraconidae. The record is from RefSeq and is a predicted model, not a curated record.
GUCGCCAAACAGGAAGUAAACCACUCCUUCUGACAACGUUGAAGAAGAACAGUUUAUUGUGUACCUCCGGUUAGCAAAAUGGCUCAAGGUUCGAAGAAAUGUAAAGCUCAGCGGCCAGGAAUCUCUAAAAAACCCCAUCCAACCAAGCCGAAAGGACAGAGGAAAGGAGGGAGGCUCAUUGCACCAAAGAAGGCUCACGUGAUUGAGGAACAGAAGCUGAAGAAGGCUUUAGAGAUUGCCAUCAGGAACAAGAUUGAGGUGGAAGUGACCCAUAGGGCAAGCACAUGCCUGCACAAGCCACUGAGUGUGGUGAAAGGAGCUGAACGGCCUGAUGGCAAAGGCAUCCCAGGACUUCCCCGUCCAGAUACCAGCUCCAAAUAGGACCGGAUACAAAACCCUGAGGCUGACUGUGCUAAACUUAAGGACUUAGUCACGGGGUCAUUUAACUACAUUGAUCCCAUGACUCAGAUUUAAGAUGCACGCCAACUGUCUUGCUGUUUUUAUCAUUCCUAAAUAUUUGUAGCUGACUUCAGUCAUACAGAAAUAGACUGAGCCCCUCUUGUACAGAUGUUAAUUCUUGCUUUUCAGUUUACAAAGAAAUGUAUACAUAAAAAUUCUGAAUGUGAUCUGCAGGACUAGGCUCUGAGAAUUGCAUAAACCUCACUAGGGGGCACCACAGGACUCUUUACUCGUGGAAUUUGUGAUGGGUUGAAAUGCUGCAAGAAAAUAUGAUUUGAUGAUGUUUGUGCUCUACCACCCUGCAACUGUUUUGUAACAUUCUUUGUAUGAUUGUACAGCCGAAAAUGAAUAAUAAGAGUAAAACCACCAGUCACCGAUAUGAA